AUGCAAUACUACAGUUUUUACAUUCCAAAAGGCAUUGAAGUAUAUGUCAGUAUGAAAAAUUCAUUCUAUCAUCUACAGGUGUCGCUUAGGAUCAGAGGAUCGCAUUUCUGUGCUGCAGCGAUCUUGACAGAACACUGGCUUUUGACCGCUGCUCAUUGCUUUGCAAGUGUAUCCACGGACUUCCUGCACAAAAUUGAGGCUGUAGCAGGUGAUUUAAACCAAACAAAAGUUGACAGAGGGGAGCAGAACUUCCAGGUAAAGUCCAUAAAGUUCCAUGAAAAAUAUCAGCGCUCCUCUCCCAUGAGCUACGACAUUGCUUUGCUUGAGAUCAAAGGACGGAUUCACUUUGGUGAUUUUAUUAAGCCUGUUUGCCUGCCUUACCCUGGUGAGAGGUUUCCACCCAAGACCAUGUGUGUUGUUGGUGGAUGGGGUCGUAUUACUGAGAAAGGGCCACUUUCUUCGGUUCUUCAGGAGGUGCAACUGAACCUGUUAGAGCAAAACAAGUGCAAACAUGUCCUACAAACACUUAGACCUGGGCAGAAGACCUUCACAGUCCUGUGUGCUGGCCCAGAGAGAGGAGGGAGAGAUGCCUGCCAAGGGGAUUCUGGGGGUCCCCUCCUCUGCCCCAGAGCAGAUGGACGCUGGGUGGCUGUGGGAGUCACAUCAUGGGGUAAGGGUUGUGGGCGAAGCUGGAAUAACAACAAGAUCAAACCCUCAUCCAGAAGAGGCUCACCUGGAGUAUUCACUGAUGUCUUAAUGUUCCUGUCAUGGAUCAAGUCUAAUCUUAGAAAAGAACUCAACAUAGUUGCAGACAGGUCCCUGUGCGGUGUACCUGAUGGAGUUGUACCUGGAAGUGAAGGCAUCAUCAGAAAUCCAGCUCACCCAGGUCAAAGCUACAACAACAAUGAGAUGUGUCUGUGGUCCAUUCAAGUUCCCACUAGAGAACAUAUUCUACUGGAGUUCCUAGAGUUUGACCUGGAGAAUGACACACAGUGCUACAGCGAUCAUCUGACUGUGUAUGUGGAUGAAGACAGGCGAAUAGGUCGAUUCUGUGGUGGUCAACCUCCAUCUCUGAUCCUUAUUGCUGGUUCCCACAGUAUCAUAGUGCAGUUUGGGUCUGAUGUAAGCAGCACAGGUGCAGGAUUUUCCAUCCAAUUCAGUGGCGUUGACAAGGACUACAGUUUUGGGGCUGAAUGUGGAACAGUGGUGCUGUUACAGCCCAAGGGGGCUGUGCAGAGCCCCGCCUACCCGCAAGCCUACAGCAACAACACUCUUUGCCGCUGGGUCAUCUAUGCCCCAGAAGGCCACAUAGUCAAGCUUGACUUUGACGACUUUGACCUUGAGGAGUCAGAGAACUGCAAAUACGAUUCACUCACAGUGUUUGGAGACAUUGAUGGCAAGGAUGAAAUAGUGGUUAUAUGUGGCGCGAGUGUCCCUCCAGCUGUUCUCAGCUACGGUCGCACAAUGCUUCUACAGUUUAGCACAGACAACACCAUCUCUGCCCAUGGUUUCAACGCCUCCUUUUCUUUUAUCAGCGAAAAAGAUCUCAGAGAGACGGCGUUUGAAGAUCAGGGGGAAGAAGCAGAUGAUGACAGCAGAGUUCUCUCACCACAUUUGCAGGCUGCUCCGUAUGGAAUGCCUGACAUCUUUGCUACCUCUGGAUUGGAUACCCCAAGGACAACAGAGGAUGAUGGGAAACUGUCGUGGCACGUGAACAUUAGUUUGGGUGCAGGUUAUGAAUGCAGUGGGGCGAUCAUCCAGUCACAAUGGAUCCUUACUGAUGCACACUGUGUCUAUAAACUGGAAGAACAACAUUUGAGAUUUUUAUCAGUGACAGCAGGAGGCUCAAAGAAACAGAUCUGUGAUGUGAUUGGAGUACUCGUACACCCUCAUUACAGCCCGUUCUCUCUUGACUACAAUGUGGCUUUGCUUAAGCUGAGCUCUCCAUUAAAUCUCAGUGAAAGUACGCAGCCUGUCUGUCUACCCUCUGCUGGACAGGAAAUCCCACCCUCCCUCCAUUGCUGGGCUCCGGCGUGGACCAGCCAAAUGUCAGGACAUGGGCAGUGCAGACCUGUACGGCUAAAAAUAUCAGUGCUGGAACGAGCAGUGUGUGAACAACACCACAGAACUACAUUGACACCUACUAUGCUAUGUGUUGGACUGAGCAGUGGAGAGUCAUGCAUGGUGAGGAACUGUAAACUACACUAAACUGUUUACUAUAAGGAAAUGUAAUUGAAGAAAUGCUGACCUCUAGUGGGUAAGUUUGGUAAUGAUUCUUAAAAUGCGUGCUCCAUUAUUUAAAGGGAUAGUUCAUCCAAAAAUGAAAAUUCUGUCAUUAAUUACUCACCCUCAUG
This is a messenger RNA of Onychostoma macrolepis, 2354 nucleotides long. Its product is annotated as ovochymase-2-like. The transcript is spliced from 16 exons. The record is from RefSeq and is a predicted model, not a curated record. Gene Ontology annotation, molecular function: serine-type endopeptidase activity. Gene Ontology annotation, biological process: proteolysis. NCBI's taxonomy places the organism in Eukaryota, Metazoa, Chordata, Actinopteri, Cypriniformes, Cyprinidae. The coding region runs from base 1 to 2208 and encodes 735 amino acids.